Blumeria graminis f. sp. triticale is the source of this 156-nucleotide messenger RNA. The record is from the annotation of a GenBank genome assembly. Lineage: Eukaryota; Fungi; Ascomycota; Leotiomycetes; Helotiales; Erysiphaceae.
AUGCUACAGCAGGAGGAGUAUAAGUAUGAGGAGGCAGCUGAGUCGCCUGCUACGAUUAAUCAAGCACUAAAUGGCCUCAAGUGCCCGCUCAGUUUCAAGGAGCAUAAGCCAGAUACCUACUACAUGGAGCUCACGAUACUCUUCCGCAUGGAAUAA